CUUUAAGAAAGAAAGAAAAAUGUUUUCAUACAUGAUUUCAAAAGAAUGUUUUAUAUUGAUCUUCUUCAUCUUCAAUUAAGAUCGCUCGCUAGAUGAACUGCACAACACUUCUUCGCCUUCGUUAUUACACUACUUAUCAUCUCAAUCAAAGAAUUCUACAACUUAAAAAUGCUUCCGGACCCACCAAGGUCGAUGAUGCCCUCCAACUGUUUGAUGAAAUGCUUCAGAGACAACCUCCACCUAACAUCUUCCAAUUUACUAAGCUGAUUACUGGCAUUGUAAAGAUGAAACAUUAUUCCACUGCUCUUAUGCUCAUUAAGCAAAUGAAGUUGAUGGGUAUUCCUACUAAUAUCUAUACUAUCAACAUCUCUAUUAACUGUCAUUGCCGGUUGAAUCAAGUUGCUUACGGUUUUGCCUUACUCGCAACCAUCUUCAAGCAAGGUCAUCCGCCCAAUUUGGCUACAUAUAGCACUCUCAUUCAUGGGCUUGUUCUUGCUGAUCGGGUCUUUGAAGCUGUUGAGUUGUUCAAGAAACUGCUUAGAGAGAAAGUUUGUGAGCCUGAUCAGAUUACGUUUGGAAUCGUUAUUAAUGGACUGUGUAAAGUAGGUCACACUAGCAAGGCCCUUGAACUGCUCAGGUACAUGGAAUCAGGCUCUUGUAAACCAGAUGUAGUACAGUACAGUGCAGUCAUUGAUAGCCUCUGCAAAGAUCGAAUGGUUGAUAAUGCAUUAGAGUUAUUUUCGCAUAUGACUGAAAAGGGUGUCCAUGCGAACGUUAUCGCUUACAACUCUUUGAUUCAGGGUCUAUGUAACUUUGGUCGAGAGACAGAAGCUGCAAAGAUAUUGAUGGAUAUGGAGGAAAAAGGGGUAUCUCCAGGAGUGGAUACCUUUACUAUCUUGGUGGAUUCUUUUUGCAAGAAAGGAUGCGUAAAAGAUGCAGAGCUUGCUGUACAAGCAAUGGUACGAAGAGGUCUUCAUCCAAACGUAAUAACUUAUAGUGCACUAAUUGACGGAUACUGUUUACGUGGUGAAAUAGAGGAAGCAGAGAAUGUUAUGGAUCGUAUGUUGGAGCAGGAUAUUGUGCCCAAUAUCAUCACCUAUAGCAUCCUGAUAAACGGAUACUGUAAGAAGAAGAGAAUCGAUGAGGCCAGGCAUCUCUUUCAAGAAAUCCAAGACAAGGGUUUGAUUCCGGACGUUAUUACUUACAAUAUCAUGUUACAAGGCUUGUUUCUAUCAGGGCAUCCUGCAACGGCUAUAGAACUGUUUAACAAGAUGCAAGAAAAGGGCCAGGCUCCCAGUAUAUACACCUAUCGUAUCUUGUUGCAUGGAAUGUGCAAAAACUCCAAGUGUUCUGAUGCCUUGGCUCUCUUCCGUUCGCUGGGGAAUGAAGAAUUGAUGGAAGAUGUAGGGUUGUAUAAUAUAUUGACUGACGGUUGUAGCAAAUGUGGGAAUCCUAACGUGGCUAUGGAUCUGUUUGAUGAACUCUGUUUGAAAGGAUUGAAACCUGAUGUUAGGACAUAUACAGUGAUGAUAAGCGUGUAUUGCCAAGAAGGGUUAUUUGUUGAAGGUAAAGAAUUGCUUAGAAAGAUGGAAGAGAAUGGUUGUUUGCCAGAUAGUGUGACGUACAAUGUGAUUGUUCAGGAAUUCUUGAAGCAAAAAGCAUUCCAAGAAGCAGAGAUUCUUCUCGAGGAGAUGAUUAGCCGAGGUUUCUCGACUGAUUCCACUACUUUUGAGAUGUUGCUUAACCAAAUCCCGAGCACAGGACAAGAUUCUCCUAUGCAAACUAUCAUUCAAAAGCUAAUAAAUAUUAAAUGAAUCAAUUGAUAAGUUGUGUAAAACGCCAUUUGCUGGUG
Helianthus annuus (common sunflower) is the source of this 1852-nucleotide messenger RNA. RefSeq names its product putative pentatricopeptide repeat-containing protein At1g12700, mitochondrial. Gene Ontology annotation, molecular function: protein binding. Bases 93 to 1814 code for a protein of 573 amino acids. NCBI's taxonomy places the organism in Eukaryota, Viridiplantae, Streptophyta, Magnoliopsida, Asterales, Asteraceae. The record is from RefSeq and is a predicted model, not a curated record. The transcript has a single exon.